UUGAUAUGUUUCGUGUGACACGUUUGGGUUUAGCAAAGACCGGUGGACGAGGACGUCUUUUUGUAUCUUCUCUUUCAAAUGAUAAAAAUGCUGGUUUUGGAUUGAAGGUAUUCGAGAAAACGAACUCUACACAACUUAAUGGACCCAAUUUUCCUUGUCGCCAAUUCUUUAGUUACCGAUACUUAUCAUUGGCCACAGAAGAUGUAAAGGGAAAGAAGUUUUCCCAUUUUGCACGACAAAAAGUCAUGGAUGGGACUAAGAAAAUUAAAGAACUAUAUAAGCGAACUCUUUUUCCAUUCAAUUUCUUUCAAUUUUUGGUUGUUCUACUCUUGAUUUAUUGGAUUAUAACAUUUAUCAUUGAAAAUAAAAGACGUAGGUUAUUGGAAAGAUUUUGCAAAAUUUUUUGCGGACAAAUUUUUCAACACUCAAAAAAUGUCCGCAAAAGAUGUCUGCAAUAA
Molecule: messenger RNA, 458 nt
Organism: Meloidogyne enterolobii
Lineage: Eukaryota; Metazoa; Nematoda; Chromadorea; Rhabditida; Meloidogynidae
Source: the annotation of a GenBank genome assembly